This is a messenger RNA of Strongylocentrotus purpuratus (purple sea urchin), 650 nucleotides long. RefSeq names its product 60S ribosomal protein L24 (gene rpl24). The record is from RefSeq and is a predicted model, not a curated record. The transcript has 5 exons. The coding region runs from base 114 to 578 and encodes 154 amino acids. NCBI's taxonomy places the organism in Eukaryota, Metazoa, Echinodermata, Echinoidea, Camarodonta, Strongylocentrotidae. Gene Ontology annotation, molecular function: mRNA binding; structural constituent of ribosome. Gene Ontology annotation, biological process: cytoplasmic translation. Gene Ontology annotation, cellular component: cytosolic large ribosomal subunit.
UAAUUUCAGGGUGGACUUCCCCUUUAAGUAUAUAUCUCUAUGGUUCGAUCCAAUGCCAAGCUCUCUUUCCUUCCCAGAAUUCCUUAGUCGUCCUUUCUUCCGCUGAAGCCAAGAUGAAGGUUGAGCUGUGUAAUUUUAGUGGACUCAAAAUCCAUCCUGGCCAUGGCCGUCGAUAUGCAAGAAUCGACGGAAAGGUCUUCAAUUUCAUCAAUGGAAAGUGCAAGGCCUCAUUCAUGAUGAAGCGCAACCCGCGUCGCGUCAACUGGACGGUUCUCUACCGCCGCAAGAACAAGAAGGGUUCCCAGGAGGAGAUCACCAAGAAGAGGACACGCAGGACCACCAAGUACCAGCGUGCCAUCGGUGGAUCUUCCCUGGCUGAUAUCAUGGCCAAGAGGAACCAGAAGCCAGAGGCCAGGAAAGCCCAGCGUGAACAGGCCAUCAAGGUUGCCAAGGAAAAGACCAAGGCCAAGAAGGCUAUGAAGAAGUCUACAGCUCCACCCAAGGCGAGGGCAGGCGCCAAAAGCAAGGCACAACAGAAGGUGAAGUCAGCAGCACCACGUAUUGGCGGAAAGCGAUGAGCACAUUGGAGUUGGAGUAAAAAAAAAGUGUACAGGUUGCCGGAGUGAAUAAAUAAUUCCAUCUGCAAUGCA